UGCAGGCAGCGGAGACGGCUGCACAGACCGGUUAACGGAGGGGAACAGACAGACAGACAGACAACGAACCGGAGAGUCUGCAGUAGGAAUCAGCUUCUAAUCUGCACAAAUCAUGGAAGUGGAAAAGAAAACCACAGACUUCUCUGGAAAAUGGAAAAUGAAGUCUUCGGAAAAUUUCGAGGAACUUUUGAGAGCGCUGGGUGUGAAUAUGUUCCUGAGGAAGAUUGCAGUGGCAGCAGCCUCCAGUCCUGCAGUGGAAAUCACCCAGCAGGACGACAGUCUGUCCAUCAAGACCUCCACCAGUGUCCGCACCACCAAUGUCUCCUUUACCGUGGGUCAAUCCUUCAAUGAGACCACAGUGGAUGGACGUCCCUGCACGAGUUUUCCAAAAUGGGAAACAGACAGCAAGAUCAGCUGUGAACAGACUUUACAGAAAGGCGACGGGCCCAAAACAGCGUGGACCCGAGAGCUGACCAACGAUGGAGAACUGAUACUGACAAUGACUGCAGGGGAUGUUGUCUGCACCAGAGUUUAUGAGAGGGAAUGAGGAAAUAUUUUCAAGACUGUCAUAUAAUCCGCCUGGUUUGUGCCUCGUGCAUGGUUUACAUUUACUCUCCUUGUUUUCUUCUUCCUCCCAGCCAGUCAGAUGUUGGUCACAUCUCAAACAGUGCUCUGUGUAGAAAAGGCUUCAGUUCACAUGAAUGUAUGUUGGCACUGUAGUUGCUUUUAUAACACCAAAACUGAACUUGCUCUUUAUGUAUCAUAUAGAAAUGUCACACAUUCCUCUUCUAAAAGCUGUGUCUAAAUCCCUUUUUCAACAUGUUAUUAAACUGUUUUAUAUGAA
Epinephelus fuscoguttatus (brown-marbled grouper) is the source of this 844-nucleotide messenger RNA. It is a transcript of the gene crabp2b, whose product is annotated as cellular retinoic acid binding protein 2, b. Gene Ontology annotation, biological process: fatty acid transport. Gene Ontology annotation, cellular component: cytosol; nucleus. The record is from RefSeq and is a predicted model, not a curated record. The transcript is spliced from 4 exons. The coding region runs from base 113 to 547 and encodes 144 amino acids. Lineage: Eukaryota; Metazoa; Chordata; Actinopteri; Perciformes; Serranidae. Gene Ontology annotation, molecular function: fatty acid binding.